Molecule: messenger RNA, 1125 nt
Organism: Rhipicephalus sanguineus (brown dog tick)
Lineage: Eukaryota; Metazoa; Arthropoda; Arachnida; Ixodida; Ixodidae
Exons: 7
Coding region: 10-1125 (371 amino acids)
Source: RefSeq, a predicted model, not a curated record
GUUACUCCCAUGUGGAAGAAGCCACUGAUCUGCAUGUUCGAGGCCACCUUCAAGCCUGGCCUCGUCUUUCCCGAGGACGGAGUGUGCGACCUCAGCUUCUUCCGGGCGCUGGAGCACAAGCAUGCUUUCUUGAAGGACAAAGGCGGAGAGUACAACGCGGUGUUGGAUGCCUUCCUGGCAGUGGCCGCCAAGCAGGCGAAGACCGAACACGGAGUCAGCCUAGACCACUCGUGUCACUUGAAGACCGCUGAGAUAUUGAAGGAUCCUGUCAGCAAAAAAACCGUGAAAGAGCUGUGGGGAAAAAAGGUCUACCACUGGGGAUUCUUGACAACAAAUAUCUACCUCGUGACGGAAGUCAACAUGACACUGCUGUUUAAGAUCCUGAAAAACAUAAAAACGAUCGUGCAAGAAGAGAUAAGGCCGAAUCGCCCUCACUACUACAUCUUCACUGGGGCCCUUGCGUCAAUGUAUGGGACGACACUUGUUGCAAAACUACUGAAGACCGUUAUGUGGCUCGAUGGCAUAGGGUUUCUGGGGCACCUUAUCGAAGACGAUCGAAAUUGGAACUCAGGCCGGAUGAUGCCGCCAACCUUCUGGGUCAACAUGAACAUGCCAGACCACGCGUACAUGUAUUACUUGAGAACGGCGCAUAAGGGUGUUCGACAUCUCCAUGCUACGAACAUGAACGGCACUUCCUUUUACAUCACCGUAACUAUGGCUGCCAAGCGAUACAUUCCGGACGAGAAUUACGCCUACAAAGCGGAAAUGCUACCCAGCAAAGAGGCGUUAGAGGUUCCCAUCAUGGACUACUGCAAGGACACGAAGUACGAGUUCGGCUUUCAAGAAAGUGAACCUGUCGCACCUUACUACGUGAGCCAGAGGGAAGGAAGAUUUAUCAGCUUUGAUGAUUCGAAGUCCUUGGGGAUCAAGCUUUGCAGGGGCAGGAAGAAGCUGCAUGGCAUCAAAUACGGUCUCAUCAUAUAUAGCACCGAAAUGGAUGACCCAACAAACCAGUGCGGCAAAGGUGCCUACCCUCGAGUCAAUUUCUUAAGAAAAUUGGUGGACUUCUUCAGAAACAACUUCACUUCGCCCGAUGCUCUGGAAGCGUGUCAAAAACUGGUCUGA